AUGAUCACGCCGGGACACAACCAGGAAAUCGUCGAUUGUUUUGGGUGAAAGAAGAGGAAGAGGAGCAGAUGAGCUAACUCCCGUUUUCAGCCAUGUCUCUCUACCAGAGCUGCUCGUUUUGUGUUUUGCUGGUGACGCACUUGUAUCCGCUCGUCGCCACGGACCCGGCGGCGGACGGAGUGAAGAGCGGCUCGCCUGUCUUCGUGGCCGCGGCGGGCCCCUCGUCCUCCGUCCGUCUGCUGUCGUCGUUCCCCGACGACCUGGAGAUCAGCGACUACUGCAACGAGCUGCUGCACGUCUUCGGGCAGCGGUACGUGGCCUACGUGAACUGCCUGGUGCCCGCCGCCCGGCCCGUCAGGGUGUGUCAGAACUGCUUCUCCAGCUACGGAAGCCUCGUGGACACCUACACCAACAUCUCGUCGGACCAGAUGGGCCCCGGCAACGUGAGCUGCAGAGACAGUCUUCUGCGCAGCGAUCGGCUGAUGCUGGUUUUUCUGCUGUACAGCAACCUGAAAGGCCUGUGGGACAAAUCGGGCUGUGACCACUGUAUCACUCAAGGGUUUCUGAGCCUGACCAACGACACGCAGUACUUCAUGACAACUCUCAACCAAACUCUCACUUGCUUUGAGAAGUAUCAGCUGGGGAAUCACACGGAGCUCUGCAAAAACUGUAAGGGCACAUACUUAGGCCUGAGCGAGCUGUACGGCCGGAUGGAGAAGAAUCUGACUCUGUGCAUUGACAUCGAGGAUGCGAUGAAUGCGACGCGCAAACUGUGGAGUAAGAAUUUCAAUUGUUCCAUGCCCCGCGAGGAGACGGUGCCGGUCAUCGCCGUGUCCAGCUUCAUGCUCUUUCUGCCCAUCAUCUUCUACUUGAGCAGCUUCCUUCACUCGGAACAAAAGAAACGCAAGCUCAUACACCCCAAGCGAGCAAAGUCGUACACCAGCUUGAUGAACAUUCAGGACAAACUGAGUUCAGCAGCAGAGACGUGAUCGGGAAAAUAGAGGACAACAAAGUUACAACCUGGGAGUAGAUUUGACUUCUCACUGUCUAGUGCCUGAGGCCCGACCGACCUCGACAGCAGCUCUGCUGGUGGUUUUCAGGUGAUACCGAUCAGUAUUCAAGGACUUCAAGGAUCUAAUUAAAUAAAAGUGAAAUGCACUGGAUUAUUUUUAUUGCACAAAAAAAACGGACUUUGGUUCACAUUAAACAUCAGAUUUCUUAUCAUGACGACCGUAUUCUGAAAAUAUAGUAAUAUAGAACAAAAACAAAUAAAUUGAGAAAUUGUCCGUAUACUGAUUUAUAGUCUGCCUCUUAAUGCCGGAAUUAAAGAUCAGCUUUGUUUGUUUUUUUAAAAAAUAUGUCAGACUUAGUAAGUACUAUUUUGGAUUUUCUAUGAGAUGGGAUUUGUGCAGGCAGCAUUGUCGCUGUUGCUGCGUGCGUGCGUGCGUGCGUGUGUGCGCACGCGCGCGUUUGUGCAAGUGAGCUAAUGUGUGUAUGUGCUCUAUUUAUGGGUUUGGUUGAGAAAAAGGUUUUCAGUCUCUAAUAUAUGUCCAGAAGAGAGAGAGCUGCAAAAAAAAAGGAAGCACUUGAUGUCCAUUAGUGGUGACAUGUAUCUGCUGUAAGAAGAGGGGGCGCACAUCAGGAAGGGUGGGUUGGGGGGUGGGCAGGUAGAUAAAGACAUAACACAUAAUGUAAGAGCACUCUAACAUUGUGAUAUUACCUGUUUUCCAGGCAGCGUGUCUUUCUUGUGGUCUCAUAAAGCUUUUAAUGUGCUCUGUUGUCAUUUCCCUGCUGAUGUUUAACUUAAUUUGUGAAGGGGGUUUCUGAUCGCUCUGGACGGCCCCGAGCCUCCUCCGACAGAUAUGUUGAGAUGUGAGUGUCAAAUUUGAUGUAUAUUCCUAUUAAUUUGCUGUGAAGAUGCGUUGAUCCCUAAUUUCCACAUUAGGUCAAAAUAAAUAUUUUUGAUGUCACGAACAUGAA
Molecule: messenger RNA, 1980 nt
Organism: Scophthalmus maximus (turbot)
Lineage: Eukaryota; Metazoa; Chordata; Actinopteri; Pleuronectiformes; Scophthalmidae
Gene: ostm1
Product: osteoclastogenesis associated transmembrane protein 1
Exons: 6
Coding region: 93-989 (298 amino acids)
Cellular component (GO): cytosol
Source: RefSeq, a predicted model, not a curated record